UUUUGACGGUGAAUGUUUAGCGGGUCAUGAAACGCAGGAUGCUGUGUUUAGUAACGCUGGCCUCACAUGCGUUGUGAGCGCGCUUUGCUCAUUCUCGCAUCGCGCUUGCGCCGUGUGUUGACUGUUGUCGGAGAGACGCGACUGAUUCAUAUGAGCCCUGCACGGUCAAACAGGAAGCGACACGGAACAGGUAGCCUACCGAUAGGCAUAUCGAUACAGUUGAAUUUCGACGAUAUGGAAAAGGCAUUGUAGAUGACACAGGGGGAGACUACAAUGUGACGAGGACAGCAUGAUUUUAUGACGGGACGCCGCACGGAAGGCUUGUUAUUCUGCGCCGAGACCCGCUGGUUUUGGGGGAAAUCGUUGUGUGAUCUAGUUCCCUAAGAAGCUGCUUGGAUGUGAAGUGGAAAUUGCAUUAAAGACAUUCCAAAGAUGCCCAAGAGGUGGACCGCAGUCACGCGAUGCAGCUGCCUCCCCGCCGUCUUGUGGCUUCUCGUGCUACCCAGGUGUAUAUUGUCGAUCCGCGCCGACAACACCUUCAGCAAGGACGACGUUGUUAGCGCCACUGUGAAUGCUACUGUUCUUGACUCCAAAGGCAAUCCCAAGCUCAUUCUAACCAAGGACGAUGGCAAGUACGGGCAGAAUUCACCGAAAGUGGAUGCGAAGGGAAUCGUGAUUGCUCCUGCACCUUAUAAUGGAGUGGUGGACCGCCAGGGCUGCGACCCCCGAACCCGCUUCCUGGUGCCCCCCCGGACCCUCCACUGGGUGGCGCUGCUGCAACGGGGGAACUGCACCUUCAAGGAGAAGAUCCUGAAGGCCUCUGCCUUCAACGCCUCGGCCGUGCUCAUCUACAACAACAACUCUAAAGAGGACACCGUCAAGAUGGGCCAUGAAGGUCAGCUCCUGUGCGGGGAGACGGUGGCAGUGAUGAUCACCGAGUCGUACGGCCGGGAGACUGGUCUGCUGGAGAAGAACCUGACGGUGCUGGUGAGCGUGAUGGUGGGCCAGCGCGGCCAGGCCAAGACAACAUCAACCGGGGGUUCUCUGGUGUUCGUGUCCAUCUCCUUCAUCGUGCUGAUGAUCAUCUCCUCCGCCUGGCUCAUCUUCUACUUCAUCCAGAAGAUCCGCUACACCAGCGCCCGCGACCGCAGCCAGGUGAGACCUCGCUAGUCGGGCCAGUAAGAAUCAGUUACAUUCACUCCUCAGGUGGAAAAUACUGUCCACCCACACCAGCGACAAGCUAGCUCCAUUUGGAGUCUGAAUAGACUCGCUGGUUAGACUAGCUGGCUAACAAAUAGCUAGUUGUCGUUGGCAUAGCUGGUAAGGAGUUGUGCUUGCAAACAUGUCUUCCACAAGGUGUGUGUGGACCCCUGGCUGAACGAGCACUGUACCUGCCCCAUGUGUAAACUCAACAUCCUCAAAGCCCUGGGCAUCAUGCCCAACCUGCCGUGCGUGGACAACGUAGCGUUCGACAUGGAGCGUCUGAGUCGCAGCCAGACGUCCAGCAGCCAGCGCACGGCUCUGGUGGACCUGUCCAGCGACACCUCUAUCAGCCUGGAGCCUCUCAGCCAGCAGGGGGCGCCGCAGGGCCCUGCAGACCGAGAGCUCACCCCCCACACCGGGGAGAUCAACAUCGCCGUCACCAGUGGUCACUUCUUCAACAGGAGCUCCAUGGUCUUUGAGGCGGAGCUGCCUGACAUCCAGGCCUCGCUUGACCUCUACGACGACAACAAGUCAUGAGGGGCAGCGCCAUGGUUACCACUCCGUAACCAAGGGGAUUGAUUAUUUCUUGGAUUGCACACUGGUGGACCUGUGUGUGUAUGUAUGUAUGUGUGUGUGUGUCAGAGGAGUGUGGGUGAUGGCACAUGCAGUAUAUGACAAACCUUUGGAACAUCAAUGAUGACAUCAAAUACUUUCUUCCCAUGCAAAAUAUACUCCUACUUGUCCAAAAGAAGAGAGGAAUAUCUGGCUCUAUUCUUCCUUGUUAUAUUACGUCUUUCCUGAGAGUUAUUUUGUCAGCCUUUUUUCUUGUUAGAAAAUCUUUAGAGAAGGAAGUGAAAACGUAUCCUUCAGUCUUAUUUUGCAGUAUGCUGGUGUAGUGUCUGUUUUAAACAUGAUCUAGAAAUAACCACAGGUUUUUAAUGUAUACUCAUUGUACCCUCAGCAUCCUACAUGUAUAUAUGAAUAGAUAAUCGUUGUUUAAUUUGAGCUUCAUUCGCCUCCGCUGUUGUCAGAAUAUGACUCUUUGUCUGUGAAGGCAGAACCUGCAACUCGGACUGCUUCAGUACUUCCUGGUGGACCAGUCCGGGGUGGUAUUAAUGCUGCCUGAAGAACAGAGAGGAGGGCAGUGACGCAGGACUUUUUCACGUUUGCCCUCUCUCUCUCUCUCUCUCUCUCUCUCUCUCUCUCUCUCUCUCUCUCUCUCUCUCUCUCUCUCUGUCUCUCCCUCCUCCUGGUCCCUUCUUUCAGUGACACUAAACGAGAGACUGGAGAACCAGUGGAGCAACGUACAAUGUCUGGAACUUUGUGAAACAGUGUUACUCUCCUGUAGCGAAACCAAUGUUUCUCUGUAGUACAAAAAGGCAUUUUAAUGUGUAUUCAAAAAAAUUAUAAUUGACCCUCAGCGUGUAAUAAUCAGACCCUGAUGAGGGGAAUCUAGUAUAUAUAUAUACAUAUACAUAUAUACAUAUAUAUAUAUAUAUAUAUAUAUACGGUAUAUACAAUCUAUACAUGAUAUAUCUCUAAAGUGGCCUAUUAAAGCACUGUUCUUGUUUCUUUACUAAAUCUUGUAUGAAUCGGGUGGAAGGGAAUAGUUCUUUUGUGCGUGUUGUUCCUUUGUGUUCUUGUCUUUGUAUCUGAUAUUUGGGACUGUGGUGAUGAGGUGGCAUGAGGGCGAGGUGGAGUCCAACACUGUUUUUGGGUCACUGUGUUUCAUACAGUACUGCCUCAGAAUUAAAAGUAAUUAUUGACUAUUUUGUUGUGAUUGGAGUGCCACAGUUAUCCCCUAGAUUCAUGUUUUUAGUUUGGUGGUCUGUUUCCAGAACAAUGAUACAUUUUGUCCAAUCAAAGGAUGAUGUGGAACGUAGCAAAGGUUAAUAUAGUGUCCACGCGUUCAGUCCUUUCACCAGAUAUAUCAAAUAUACAUUUCUCUUCAAACUAAAUUAAAUAUUUGGUCCAUCUCAAUACCAAUACUACCAUACUAUUUAGUACAUACAAUAAAUAAUACUGGUAUGGGUAUUGAGACACACCCAUUGUGUUCUGAUAAGCCAAUAUAAUUUGCUACAAUGAAAUGUGUGACAGCAGAGGUCGCUGUUGUCCGUUCUGUGGGGCAUGAGCUUGUAGACUGAGUAAACAACCUGACGCCUACUAAUAAACAUUGUAUCGCCAUC
Osmerus eperlanus (European smelt) is the source of this 3389-nucleotide messenger RNA. It is a transcript of the gene rnf130, whose product is annotated as ring finger protein 130. Lineage: Eukaryota; Metazoa; Chordata; Actinopteri; Osmeriformes; Osmeridae. The record is from RefSeq and is a predicted model, not a curated record.